GGCGGUGGAGGCGGUGGAGGCGGUGGAGGUGGUGGAAGUGGUGGAAGUGGUGGAGGUGGUGGAGGUGGUGGAGGUAGAGGAGGUGGUGGAAGUGGUGGUGGUGGUGGUGGUGGAGGUGGUGGAGGUGGUGGAGGUAGUGGAGGUGGUGGAGGUAGUGGAGGUGGUGGAAGUGGUGGAAGUGGUGGAGGUGGUGGAGGUGGUGGAGGUAGAGGAGGUGGUGGAAGUGGUGGUGGUGGUGGUGGUGGAGGUGGUGGAGGUGGUGGAGGUAGUGGAGGUGGUGGAGGUAGUGGAGGUGGUGGAGGUAGAGGAGGUGGUGGAAGUGGUGGUGGUGGUGGUGGUGGAGGCGGUGGAGGUGGUGGAGGUGGUGGAGGCGGUGGAGGCGGUGGAGGCGGCAGAGGUGGCGGAGGUGGUAGAGGAGGAGGUGGUGGAGAUGGUGUAGGGGGUGAAAGUGGCGGUGGAGGUGGUGGAGGUGGUGGAGGUGGCGGUGGCGGUGGUGGAGGUGGCGGUGGUGGAGGU
This is a messenger RNA of Petromyzon marinus (sea lamprey), 516 nucleotides long. The record is from RefSeq and is a predicted model, not a curated record. NCBI's taxonomy places the organism in Eukaryota, Metazoa, Chordata, Hyperoartia, Petromyzontiformes, Petromyzontidae.